AUCCUCUCGUUCAGUCUCAGUCUUGACGGGUGCUGCAGCAUCAAGUCCACGAGACGAUUUCACUCGAGCUUUCUCCUUUCUCUCUCUCACGUCUCGACUUGGGCUUUGACACUGAUCAGAUGAAAGCGAGCACUUCUGAUGACACCUGCGGCUGUUUCUCCACAUUUGGUAUCAGUAACUCCUCAUGAAGAAGAAUCGUGAGCAAAUCAUCCUUCAGAACGAUCACAUUAUAAUCACAGUCUGAGGAUUUCUUUGUUCUGAGCAGCAGAAACCACAAACUACAAGGUUUUGAUGUUUCAUUCUCUACGUUUUUUUUGUGAUAUUUCAAAACUCUUGCUUGUUUGUCUUGUUCCUCAAAUCCGUCUGUUGUGGUGAUUCGUCACGUGGUCCAGAUGAGUUUUCUCAUAUGUGGUGCCGUCUGGCUCCUCACCGUUCAUCUCCCACGAGAGAACGUGAGCUGCUGGGGACUGAGAUCUGCUGACGGGUCCCCUGAAAGACCCCACAGUGACCCCAAACGUUCAUGGGACGCCCUGCAAAGACAGAAACGAAACUGGGUUUGGAAUCAGUUCUUUGUUCUUGAGGAAUACACAGGGACUGAUCCUCUGUAUGUCGGCAAGCUGCAUUCAGAUGUGGAUAAGGGUGACGGAAACGUCAAGUACGUGUUGACUGGAGACGGGGCGUCCUCUAUCUUCACUAUCGAUGAGAAAACUGGGGACAUCCACGCCACCAAACGUCUGGACCGAGAGGAACAGGGUUAUUACACUCUGCGUGCUCAAGCGGUCGACAGCAAAACCAACGCUCCGGUGGAGGCCGAGUCUGAAUUUAUUGUGAAGGUUCAGGACAUCAAUGACAAUGAGCCAAAGUUUCUGAACGGGCCGUACACUGCGGGAGUGCCUGAAAUGUCUCCUCUCGGCACCAUGGUGGUUCAGGUGACAGCGACAGAUGCAGAUGACCCCACUUACGGCAACAGCGCCAGAGUUGUUUACAGCAUCAUACACGGACACCCUUACUUCUCUGUGGAGCCCAAGACAGGCAUCAUACGGACAGCCCUGCCCAACAUGGACAGAGAGACACGAGACCAGUAUGUGCUGAUCAUUCAGGCCAAAGACAUGGUGGGCCAGAUGGGUGGACUGUCAGGUAGCACCUCUGUGACAGUCACGCUCACCGACGUUAACGAUAACCCUCCACGCUUCUCUCGCAAGUCAUAUCAGUACUCAGUGCUGGAAUCUGUGCCUGUGCCAUCAGUGGUGGCCAAACUGAAAGCCACAGAUGCUGAUAUUGACUCCAAUGCAGAGAUGGACUACCAUAUUAUAGAUGGAGACGCACCUGGUGUGUUCAAUGUCACCACAGACGAGGAGACACAAGAGGGAGUCAUCUUUCUACAGAGGCCUUUGGACUAUGAAAGUAAAAGCAGUUUUUCUCUGAAGAUUGAAGCCACUAAUCGGAAUAUUGACCCUCAAUUUCUGACCUUUGGCCCCUUCAGUGAUACAGCGGCUGUAAAGGUCAUAGUAGAGGAUGUCAACGAGCCGCCAGUCUUCUCCCCCCUGAUCAGUAAGAUGGUGGUAUCUGAGGCAGCGAGGGUUGGGACGGUCAUUGGUAGAGUUUCAGCCCGUGAUCCAGACUCACCCAGCAGUGCCAUCAGGUACUCCAUAGACCGGAACACAGACCUGGAACGCUUCUUCAAUGUGGAUGCUCUGACUGGUGUCAUCAGCACAGCCAAAGUCCUUGACAGAGAAGUCAAUUCAGUCCACAAUAUCACCAUAUUUGCCACUGAGAACCACGACCCGUCUCAGGUUGGCAGAGGAAUCGCUCUAAUCACAGUCAUGGACAUUAAUGACAACGCUCCUGUGUUUGCUAUUGAGUACGAGACACUCUUAUGUGAAAAUGCAGCACCUGGACAGGUCAUUCAGACGAUCAGUGCUGUGGAUAAAGAUGAGCCUCCCAGUGGCCAUCGUUUCUAUUUCUCUCUCACUUUCUCUGCUGCCAAUAAUAACAACUUCACCCUCAGAGAUAAUAAAGAUAACACUGCAUCAGUGCUGACUAAGCGUGCUGGUUUCCAGCGGCAGGAGCAGUCACUGUACCUGUUACCAGUGUUGAUUGUGGACAGUGGAAGUCCGGCCUUGAGCAGCACUAACACACUUUCCGUGCGAGUGUGUGACUGUGAUGUGGAUGGCGUUCCUCAGGCGUGUGGUGCCGUGGCUUUCUCUCUUCCUGCUGGUCUCAGCACUGGAGCGCUGCUUGCUAUACUGGGCUGCAUCAUCACUCUUCUGGUGCUGAUCCUGUUGAUCGUGGCAAUGCGACACAGACGAAAAACACCUCUUUUCCUUGAGGAUGAACGUGAUGUGAGGGAGAAUAUUGUUCGGUAUGAUGAUGAAGGAGGAGGUGAAGAAGAUACAGAAGCUUUCGAUAUGGUCACCCUGCGUAAUCUGAAUAUUGUACGUGAUUCAAAGGUCCAGGAUGUCAGUCCAGAAACAGCCUCUGUCUACCCAUACUCAACUUCAGCUACCUCCAGGACAUCUUAUAAAAUGCUUCCUGACAACAUUGUCUUUCAAGAAUUUAUCUGGGACAGGCUGAAAGUAACUGAUGUGGAUCCCUCAGCACCACCCUACGAUUCUCUGCAAACGUAUGCUUUUGAGGGAAAUGGCUCUGUAGCAGAGUCUCUAAGCACACUGGAAUCGCCCAGUUCAGAUUCAGAGCAGAGUUAUGACUACCUCAGCAACUGGGGGCCACGCUUCAGAAAACUGGCAGACCUAUACGGCAAUCUCGAAGGAAGCAGUAUUUUCUCCUAGCCUUUCCUUCAUGGAGAACACUGGCCUAUAAAUAUUUGAGAAUGUAACAACUGUUAUUGUACUAAAUGCAUAAAGGCAAUGUGUAAGGUCUGUGUUUUGUUUGUUGGCUUCAUCAGAUUUGCAGAAUAACUCUAAUGAAACAAAAUCAUGAUACCAGGGUUUGAUUUGGUAGGUGUACCACAGGGUUCCUCAGAUCUGCCCAUGGCCCUGCAGAGUUCAGCUCCAAUCUUAAUCAAAGACACCUGAACAAGCUACUGAAGGUCUUCAGAUUCCAAACACUCUAUUAGAUCCAAACAAAAAUCUCAGUUGGACACACAGUGAUCCACCUUUUCUGAAAUGUUCAAAUAUUGGUGUAUGGGGCUAGGGGUCUCCAGCGGACCAAAUAACCUUAUCUGCAGCAAUCUCAAAUAAAACAAUAAAACAAUUUCAAUUCAAUUUCAAUUUCAUUCAAAUAAAACAAUUUAAAAUCUACAUUCUACAAAAAUCUAUAUUUCAUUUAAAUAUGCCUGGUAUAACCCCUUUUUUUUUAAUUAUAAUUCUAACUAUUCUUUAAAUAUCUUCUAAUUAAAACAAUAAUGCUAAGUAUUAAAUGUAAGAAAAAAAUAAAUGUAUUAUUUAUUUACUUUCUUAUUUACUUACUGUACUUACCUACCUUCCUACCAGACUUUGUAUAGAGAGUUUGUAUAUCAGCACAAUCAUCCACAAUCUCUGUCUGCUAGCCGGCUUUGGGAAAGAGUGAAACAGAGUAACAUUGUGUAUCAUAAUGUACAAGGUUUAAAUACAUUUAAAUAGAUAGUAAAUAGUAAAAAUGUCUAUGAUUCAUUACAUUAUUUGAUAUUACUCUUGAUAUAGCUCUGAAAGACAC
Labeo rohita (rohu) is the source of this 3654-nucleotide messenger RNA. Its product is annotated as cadherin-7. The record is from RefSeq and is a predicted model, not a curated record. The transcript has 12 exons. Bases 393 to 2789 code for a protein of 798 amino acids. Gene Ontology annotation, biological process: cell-cell junction assembly; calcium-dependent cell-cell adhesion; multicellular organism development. Gene Ontology annotation, molecular function: calcium ion binding; cadherin binding. NCBI's taxonomy places the organism in Eukaryota, Metazoa, Chordata, Actinopteri, Cypriniformes, Cyprinidae. Gene Ontology annotation, cellular component: adherens junction; plasma membrane; catenin complex.